This is a messenger RNA of Lolium perenne, 2183 nucleotides long. NCBI's taxonomy places the organism in Eukaryota, Viridiplantae, Streptophyta, Magnoliopsida, Poales, Poaceae. The record is from RefSeq and is a predicted model, not a curated record.
AUGGAAAAUAGUGGGUACUUGGCUGAUGUUGAUGCAGCGACAUCUCGUAGUUCAGCCAAAAGGGUGGCAGCUGUAGUUGGCAAAUUUAGUGAUGAGAAGAAACAACUAGUGCGUGAUAUAGGUUUUGGUGGAAUCCUGCAGAUGCCACAAAUAAACAAAACUCCAAGGAAAUUCACUGUCUGGCUGUUAAGCAAUGUCGACAUUUCAUCUAGGUCAAUAGUUGUUAAUGGACAGUGUAAGGUUAAGAUAACCGACAAGGCAAUCGAAAGAGUAUUAGGAAUACCUUGCGGGCCUAAGAAGCUAAUUGGAUUGGAAACAAAUGUUGUUGAAGAAAAAAAUGACUUUAUAAAACUUGCUAUUGGAUCCCAUCAGGAGAAUAAUAUAUCAUACUGCAACAGCGAUAGUUCAACUGCUGGUGGUACAAAUGACGCAAGUGUCAAGAAGAGAGUUCGUUAUGACGAAAUUGUAGGAACGCCAACUGCAACCUGGUCAGAACAUGUACAAGUCCCUUUUUUCAGAACACUUCAACCAGCUGUGUCAAGUUAUUUGACUGCUUAUUUGAGAGGAUCGAUCCAACAAAAGUUAUCAUAUGGCCAAGUUGAUGCAUUGAAGUGGCACAAUGCUCGUAUGAUACAUCAUGUCAGGAAGACAAAAGAAUUAUUGUUUGAAGGAGGUCGCAUUAACCUAAAUGAAGAAGGAUUAAAAUCAGUGAUAGAAGUACACAUGGAGACACUUAUGGCCAAUAUAUUCCAAGAUAAUCUGAGCCUAUCACAAAAACUACACACCCACACAUCAACCAAUGUGGCAGCUCCUGCAAGUAAUAUGAGAGGAACUUCGUCCCUCCAAAUAUCAUCGAACUACAGCAGCAUCAGGAGUGACGGUCACAGUUCAGUUGGAGGAGUGUCAGCUAAGGAGAUUGGGGCACCGAGAAAAAACAAAGAAGCUGUAGGUGGCAUGUUCAGUCCUCUUGUAGGAAAGCAGCUUUUCGUAGAAGAGAUGGAGGGAUGUUCAAAGAGAAUAAAGGUAGAACAGGAUAGUGCGAGUGCGAUUCAGCCUGGAAAAUGUGACCAGUUCAUACUUUCUGAACAUGACAUUACUGCCAUCAUAGAGAAUGGAUCAGGGAAUUCAAUGUGCCCAAGUGACAACAACUUGAAGCAAUCCAUGUUCAGUAAACUAAAAUGCAAGCAAAGGGGUUUUGCUCCAAAUCCGUGGAUGGGUGGGGCAGCCAAGUCUAGGGUGAGAACAGGUGUCACAAAUGAUCUACAUGACUGGCUUGCAAAUAACAAUUCAUCUACCCUCAGGAGGAACUGGAUUGUGCACGCUCUGCCCAAGUACAUAGAACUGGAUGGCUUUAACCUUAAGGAUAUAUUCAUAAAGAAAAGAAGGUUCACUGCAGAAGCAUUUGAUAUAGCUAUUAGGAGAACAAUCCAACUAGAUAGUUCUAUGUAUGGAUUGAGAAGGAAACAUUGUUGGAGGCAUAUCAUGGAAUCAGAUUUCGCGAUGCUAGUUCUAGAAAACAAGGACCCGCUGGAAUGCAUAUCAAUAAUAUACCAAUUCACUAUGAUGUUCAAUGAAUAUGAUAUAUCUGAAUGUAGAAUGAUCAUCGUUCCAGCUUUAGUUGCAAUGAAUUGGUGUGCUUACUAUUGGGACAUGGAAGAAGAGAGAGUACAUGUUGUAGAUCCAAAGUAUGUCAUGCCGAGAGAUCAAAGUGUAGAAGAUAUUCACAAAAUAAACAUUGCAAAAAUCCAGGCUUGUCUACAAAAAGUAGUGGAGGUUCUAUUCGAAGGUUGGAAAGUAAGAUGGUCUGAUUUCAGGACUAACUUUGUGGAACCGAUAAUGUCUUGUUCACCUAGGGUACCUGAAGGAAUACUGACACUACUGGCAAUAAAAGAUUUCGAUGGAUCGAAAUAUGUGGAAAGACAUACUGAGGAAUCUGUAGAGGAGUUCACCAAACUGAUUCUCUACGAGAUGGUGUCUUUAGAAGGAAACUAUGGAAAACAACCAGAGGGUUUUAUUCAGACAAUUAUCUAAAAAAAUGAUAUCUACAUUUGUAGUUCGUUGUAUUAUCAUGCUGACAUUAUAUUAAACUUUGUUGUAUUAUAUUUAUUAUGGCACGUAUGAAUCUCCAAUAUCAGAGCGACCGACUUUAAUGGUUCUUACAAAUUCUGUUAAAUAAAAAUAUG